This is a messenger RNA of Drosophila biarmipes, 3514 nucleotides long. RefSeq names its product gastrula zinc finger protein XlCGF8.2DB. Lineage: Eukaryota; Metazoa; Arthropoda; Insecta; Diptera; Drosophilidae. The coding region runs from base 661 to 2229 and encodes 522 amino acids. The record is from RefSeq and is a predicted model, not a curated record. The transcript is spliced from 6 exons. Gene Ontology annotation, cellular component: nucleus.
CCCCCACACAUACACACACACGGCACACGCACACUGCGCAACAAUAACAUCGGGCCCCAAAAAAAAGACGACGGACACUACUUCGUCGUGAAUUGUAAAAUACAAAAAAAAACGCAUUCGAACGCGCUAGUUUGUUUUUUUUCACGUGUAACUACGCCAAAAAAAGGGCAAAGGAAUUAAGCAGCAAAAAAAGGAGAAAUUCGGCGCAGCAACAACAACAAGAGCGCCGCAUAUAUGUGUGUAUGUGCAAGUGCAAGGCAAACAUAAACAACGCGCGUGUGUGUGUGUACAACGAAAAUAUUGUAUAAAUCAAAUUUAUAUAUAAUUUUUUUGUUUUUGCCAUUGUUGUAUGCCCAAUAGUGAUCACUGAAAUCUAAAGGCAAACCGAAAUAACAAAAAUUAAUUUGAGCAAUCCGAUUGCUUAGCUUUCACAAGUUGUAUAAAACAAAAAAUAAAACAAAAACGAACAAAAUAAUAGAAGAGAAGAAAAAGAAGGAGCUGAAUGCCAACCGGUAAAGAUAGCGGUAAACUGCGAGGGAGAAGGACCACAAUAACAACAACAACGCCUGCAGGGGGGACUCGGAGCAGCAGCAACAACAAAGUGCAUAUUCUUCCUUCUCCUCCGCCUCCUCUGCGGCCCCUUCCCGAUUUACGGUUAUAAUGGACACCAUCUGUAGAUUGUGCUUCCAAACGGCAACGUUAUUCCAAGUGCCCGGCUAUAGCAUACCCACGUGCGUCCGCUGCUCGGAGCAGUUGACAAAUAAUUCCAACUUCCAUCAGUCGGCGGCAGCCGCUGCCGCCGUCGCCGCCUCUGCCUCGGCCGCGGUCGCCGCCUCCGCUGCCGCGGCGGCCACCUCCUCGUCGACGGCCUCCUCCAGCGACAGCGACGCCAUCGCGCAGCAGCACCAGAACCCGCAGCAGCAGCAGCAGCAUCCAAACUCGCAACAGCAGCAGCAGCAACAGCAAAUGCAAUCAUCCAGUUCUUCCGAGAACCUACAGUCGCAGGACGACUCCGAAGACGUGGAUCUGAUAUUCAACGAGGAGGGCUCCUGCCCGCUAUGCAACAAAACGUUCUCGCGCAAAUCCUCGCUCAUGACGCACAUACGAAAUCACUCGGCGGAGCGUAAGUUUGUGUGCACCUACUGCCACAAAGGCUUCACGCAGGCGGCCAACCUGCGGAACCACGAGCGCAUCCACACGAACGACCGGCCGUAUCAGUGCGUGGACUGCGGAAAGACCUUCACGCAGAUCACCAAUCUGAACAAUCACCGCCGGCUCCACACCGGCGAACGGCCCUUCGUCUGCAAUGAGCCGGAGUGCGGUCGCAGCUUCGCCCAGGUGACGAAUCUGAACAACCACAUGAAGUCGCACCACAAGGUGCAGCAGUACUGCUGCAACGUGUGCAACAAGAAGUUCACGCAGGUGACCUCGCUGAACCAGCACCUGCAGGCGCACGCCGGGGUCACCGGCUACUACUGUCCGCGCUGCCCGGAGAAGAACUUCAAGCUGCAGUCGCAGCUGCACACGCACAUGAAGACCCACGGCCUGGCCUUUCCGUACGAGUGCGACAAGUGCGACGAGAAGUUCCUGCAGCAGGCGCACCUCGACCAGCACCUCAAGAUGCACGACGAGUUCAAGUUCAAGUGCGACAUCUGCCCGAGCAGCUUCAACCAGGAGUCGCUGCUGAAGAAGCACGUGCAGCGCCACGUCGAGGGGCGCUACCUCUCCUGCCCGGUGGCCAACUGCGCCGAGUCCUUUGCGGUGCGCCAGCACCUGUCCAAGCACCUGCUCACAAACCAUGCCCACCACGAGCUGCCGCCUCCGAAGCGCUCCAAGAAGACGGGCACGCUGCAGUCGUCGCAGCAGCCGCUGGCGAUGAUCGGCCAGCCCUUGUCCCUGCAGCACACGACGGGGCAGCGUGGGCGUCCGCCGAAGAACAAGAACAAGGCCACGGCAGCGCUGGCCGCCACGGCCAUCAAGAUCGAGAUCAACGAACCGCUCCACGGCAGCCAGCAUAUCAGCAGUGUCAGCGGCCUGUCCAUCCAGCAGCAGAUCAACCAGCACAUGCAGCAGCAGGCGGCACAGCAGCAGGCGCAGCAGCAGCAGCAGGCGCAACAGCAGGCGCAGCAGCAGCAGCAGCAGGCGCAGCAGCAACAGCAGGCGCAGCAGCAACUGCUGCACCUGCCGAUGGGUCAGGCGGUCAAGGCGCGCUUCAUACCCACUAAGUAGGCUAGUUUAGGAUGGAGGAAAGGUCUCUCUUAGCUUAAGCCCGAACGAUCAGCUGCUAAAACCCCUGAUUAGCAUAGCCAUAGCCAAAGUAGCAUCACAUUCAGCCAGCAAACACACGCGAAAUACCAUGGAAUAUGAUAUGGCGGAUGGCUCGGGAAUGCCUGGCGAUCUCUGAAUGGGUUUUGCUGUCGGAAUUGGGAAGUUAUCAUCCAAUCAGCUAGCAAAUGCUUGACCACUUUUAGUUUACCAAGGCUUGGGAACAAUUUAUUCACUAAGUUUAGGCUCAAAAUGUUUGUACCAGUGAAAGAGAAAACCUUUUUUAAUUUAAAUAUAUUAUUAUAAAAUAUAUACCUAUUCUUGGUAAAGCCUUAAAGCUUGUAAGCAAAUCGGAGCUAUAGAAACUGUAAAGCUAGUUAUACUUUCAUUUAGCAAGUUUUUGGUUUAUAAAUUCCAUUUUUUUAACCAUUUUGAAGAAUCUUACAAAUGUAUCUCGACUUCACUACUGUUUGCAUACUUAUUUUGGGACUUGACAUACAUAUUUUAGGUCAAGAAACCAAAGUUAAGUAAUAGUUUCGAUCAUGUUAUAUCCUUUUACUCGUAACAUAUGUUAAUUCCCAUGUAAGACUAUUUGAAAGGCCUAUUUUUGAGUAUUUGAAAUAAUAUUUCCAACCAGUUAGCACUCUCAAUUCCGACAAAAGACCAGUUUUGAGAUCGGCGCAGAGAUUUACCGAGCCUCCCGGAUUCAGAGUCGGCGGCAAGCUGCUGGUUCAGUUUGGUGUCUGUCUCCUCUUUUUCCUGUCUUAAAUUCUCCAGCCAAAGCAAUAGACACGCCAAAAGGCCCCCAACUGAAUCGAAAGUUAAACAGCUAUGCCUAACGUUUAGAAGCAAAAGCAGCACCAGGCGGACAGACGAACACAACUGACUCACGAUUAUGCACAUAAACGCCCACAUCUUUAUAUACAUAUAUUAUAUAAACACGAGGUCAGGUGGAGAAAUCGAAAUCUGCAACUUAAAUCGAAUUAAAAUUAAAGUUUUUAGCGCAAUGCAAAGGCACAGCGAAACGGAAAUAAAAAUGUUGAAACAGAAUCGGAAGCAAAUACAAAUUACCUACGAUUAAAAGUAAUUAUCCAUUGAGAAAGGCAACAGAAACCGGAAGUAACAAACAAAAUUCGAUUAAAUUCGGUAUGUAUUUAUGUUAAGCAUUAGCUUAAGUGUUUUUAUUUUUUUUUUUAAUAAAUCAUUACAAAAAAGAAGCAACCUAAAGAAAGGAAACAAGUUAAGCGUA